This is a messenger RNA of Lotus japonicus, 656 nucleotides long. RefSeq names its product early nodulin-93-like. The record is from RefSeq and is a predicted model, not a curated record. The transcript is spliced from 4 exons. Lineage: Eukaryota; Viridiplantae; Streptophyta; Magnoliopsida; Fabales; Fabaceae. Bases 16 to 453 code for a protein of 145 amino acids.
AUAAGUAUUAUAAAUAUGCCAGCAACUUCAGGCACUCUUCAUCCAAAGCCAUUCCAAGAGUAUCAUCUGUUUACAAAGACUCCUUCCAAUUCCAUUACUAGCUUUUGUUCAAUUAAAUCUUUGAAGAUGGCCACCAAGAAAAAUAUCACUGCUAACUCUCCUCUUGAGAGGACUAGCUUGCCUUCUCUGGAUCAAAGGUUGGCCAUGGCCAAGCACUGUUCUCAUGAGGGUGUGAUGGCAGGAGCUAAGGCAGCUGUUGUUGCUAGCAUUGCCACUGCCAUUCCUACUCUGGCUAGUGUUAGGAUGCUACCUUGGGCUAGAGCCAACCUCAAUCACACUGCUCAAGCUCUCAUAAUUUCAACAGUGGCGGGGGCAGCAUAUUUUAUAGUAGCUGACAAGACUGUUCUGGCAACUGCAAGAAAGAACUCCUUCAAAAACCUCCACAAUGCAUGAAUUCCAAGUAAAAAUAUAGCUUGGAUGUCGGAUUUGGCUGCAACAUAUUGGGCUAUCUAAUUGCUUAAGCAAUGUUCGUAGGAUCAGCACAUGGUGUAUUGAUAAAUAAAGAUGGAUUUGCAUUUCAAUAGUGAAAGUGCAACAUGUAUCGAUCAUUGUUACUUAUUAUAUUAUAUGAAUGCAAAUCUUUCACUUUUCUCUCA